Trichogramma pretiosum is the source of this 1005-nucleotide messenger RNA. RefSeq names its product proteasome subunit beta type-7 (gene Prosbeta2). The transcript has 4 exons. NCBI's taxonomy places the organism in Eukaryota, Metazoa, Arthropoda, Insecta, Hymenoptera, Trichogrammatidae. Gene Ontology annotation, molecular function: threonine-type endopeptidase activity. Gene Ontology annotation, cellular component: proteasome core complex. The record is from RefSeq and is a predicted model, not a curated record. The coding region runs from base 103 to 936 and encodes 277 amino acids.
CUGAUAUUCGGCAAAUUUGCUGAACGGCGUUUGUGUUGCCGCAUAAUUGUUAGGAAAGCAAAGUGUACCAUUGUCAAUCAUUUUCAUUCGCAAUAGAAGAAAAUGUCGUCCAUCUUAGUCCCGGAUAUUCCAGCUCCUGGAUUUUCUUUUGAUUUAUGUCAAAGGAAUUCCCUAUUGGAGAAAAAGGGAUAUCCAGCUCCCAAAGCACAAAAAACUGGCACAACGAUUGUUGCUAUUGUUUAUAAAGAUGGUGUUAUUCUUGGUGCUGACACAAGAGCUACUGAAGGCAACAUCGUUGCAGACAAACUUUGCAGUAAAAUCCAUUUCUUAGCUGAUAAUAUGUAUUGCUGCGGUGCUGGUACAGCUGCAGAUACAGAGGCAACAACUAACAUGAUUUCAAGUCAAUUAGAACUCCAUCGUCUUAAUACCAACAGAGUUGUUCCAGUUGUAACAGCUGCUAAAAUGUUGAGCCAAAUGCUCUUCCGUUAUCAAGGACAUAUUGGAGCUGCGUUGAUUGUUGGUGGUGUUGAUAAUGCAGGCCCUCACGUUUAUUGUAUUUAUCCCCACGGAUCCUGUGAUUCUCUACAAUAUACAACUAUGGGAUCUGGAUCUUUAGCAGCUAUGUCAGUUUUUGAAAGCCAGUGGAGACCAAAUAUGAGUGAGGAGGAAGGCAAAGAACUGGUAGCAGACGCCAUUCGUGCUGGUGUUUUCAAUGAUCUUGGAUCAGGAAGCAGCGUUGACCUGUGCGUUAUUCGCAAAGGAUCUGUAGAUUAUCUUAGACCUUACGAGAUGUCAUGUAAAAAGGGAGAGAAGCAAGGAACUUAUCGUUACAAACGUGGUACAACUGCCAUUCUUCAGAAGUCAGUCAGACCAAUUAUUAUCGAGGAUGAAAUGAUUCAACGAGUCGAUCACGAAUCAAUGGACACUUCAUCUUGAAAAAUUUUAUUUUCUUCAAAAUAAUUAAUUGUUUAUUACUCUACGCUAAUUAUUAAAAUAAAAUCAAGU